Messenger RNA from Contarinia nasturtii (swede midge), 1710 nucleotides. RefSeq lists its product as uncharacterized. The record is from RefSeq and is a predicted model, not a curated record. Lineage: Eukaryota; Metazoa; Arthropoda; Insecta; Diptera; Cecidomyiidae. The transcript is spliced from 12 exons. Bases 10 to 1596 code for a protein of 528 amino acids.
UAUCCGCAAAUGCUGUGGUUGAAAUAUGAAGCAAUUAGUGGAAAUCAUACAAAUAUCGACAAUUUGGUUCAGAUGGGGAUUGAUAAUGGUUGUCAGGCGUUCAUUGUGACUCCGAACUCGGUAAUCGAUUUCAUGGAUGGAUUUGAAAAUGUUAGAUUUACAUCAAAGAAUCGAUAUCAUUCGAUGCACGUUGUGGCUUUGCCCACCACCAUUGAUAAAACAAAUCAAUAUAUUAAUGAUAUUUUGAAUUGUGGAACUGUUCAAGACAUUCCAAAUAUUUUGAUUAUUUCGCAUUCCACCGGCCAGUAUAACGUUAAUAAUAAUAAAAUAAAAUUUGGUGAUUCUUCAUAUGAUUUAAUUACAUCACAAUUUGUGGGACAAUACAAUACUUCGGAGCCUCGUCUAUUGGAUACAUUUGAUAUUGCCAGCGGGACUUUAAUUGAAAAUGCAAACCUUUUUCCAGAUAAAUUUUCAAAUUUACAAGGUCGUUUGCUGCGGAUUGCUUUGUUCAAUUAUAAACCAUAUACUAUUUGGAUGGAAGUUACGCCCGGAACAGGAAAUAUGGAUGCGCUUGAUUCGGAACAAGAAAAAACUAUAUUUAUUGAUGGCACCGAAUCACGUUUGAUCAUGGCCUUUUGCAAGUUAUAUAAUUGCACGUUGGCUGUUUUAAUCGAUGAAGAAAGUGAAUGGGGUGUACUAUCGGAUAAUAUGACUGGAAAUGGCGUGUUGGGCGCAAUUGUAGAAAGACGUGCUGACGUUGGCAUCGCUGGACUUUUCCUUUGGUUUCAUGAGUUUCUAUUUCUGGACUAUUCUUCAAUAAUUUCACGUAGUGGAGUCACUUGCAUUUGCCCAAAGCCAAAAUUACUUGGUAGAUGGCUUUUACCAUUGCGACCAUUUACACCAACAAUGUGGGCAGCAGACUUUAUUUCAUUCGUGAGCCUUUUUCUUACGAUAUUUUUGAUAAAAUUAACGAAGAGCUAUGCAAAUUCAAUGUGUGAAAAUGAUAUAAUAUCUGUUUGGCUACAUGUAUGGGCUAUAUAUUUGGAACAAUCGACAAAUUUCAGUACAAGACAUUUGCCAGUAAUUAUCAUUAGCAUUAUUUCACUAUUAACAUCUCUGUUGCUUGCAAAUACAUAUGGUGCGGGUCUUUCCAGUAUUAUGACUAUUCCUCUAUAUGAAGCGCCAAUCGAUACACCACAACAAUUGGCUGAAAAGAACUGGGCAUGGGGAGCCACACGAGAUGUAUGGAUUUAUUCUAUUUCGAAUGCAACCGAGCCUGAAUUAAAAAAAUUGGUCAGUAUGUUUCAAGCAAGUACUUUUGAAAAGUUGAGUGCACGACGAACAAGUGGAGAUUUUUGCUAUUCCGUAGAGCGACUUCAGUUUGGACACUAUGCUGUUGGUGACUAUAUCGAUGAAAAAGCUUUGAACUAUCUGCAAUUGAUGAACACCGACAUCUAUUAUGAAAACAUUGUUCGAUUUGCAUGUUUUGCAUGUGAUAGAAAGCGGAAUCCAAAAAUAUUGGGAAUUGCAGACAGUGGCCAAUCAAACAAACCGGAAGAUACAUUUGGGCAUUUCCAUAUCAAGACAACGCGAUAAACCUGGUUUAGUUCGUUUAAGUUUUGAUCACGUCAGUGGAGCAUUCAUUUUAUUGGGCAUUGGAUUACUUAUCGCAUCAAUUUCCUUUGUUUGUGAAUUAUUGUUUCAUAAAUU